GCAGAAUACUCUGCUCUCCUCAAGUCUUCUUGCCACUUUAUUUUUCUGAUGAAGAAUGGAGCAUUUGGAGCUAGGAUGGAUGCUCCUCUACCUCAUUACAAUGGCUGCAUCCACACCCUUCAUAGAUGCUAAGUGCAACUGUGUGACUGAUUACUGGGACUCGCUUUCCUGUGUGCUGAACAUCACUGGUACAAGAGAUUCCAGCCCCUACACUCUGAUCUUCAGUGGUAACUGUUCAGAGAAAAAGAGUGAGUUCACGUGUGAGUUGGUGCAGACCCACGGUGAAUACAGAUGUGCUCGGAAAAUCCCCAGAGACUGCAUGUUCAUUGAGACUCUUCUCACCAUCGAUCUCCAGCACAAUUUGUCCAAAUUCCCAGUGCAGCCCAAAUUUGAGCCUGCACAAUGCAUACAAACUCGUGCCCCUUAUGCCCCAGUCGUGACACAGACAGCAAACCUGUGGAACAUCACUUGGACCACUAACUACGAGGGCCAUAUGUAUCUGAAAGACUAUCUGGAUUUUGAGCUGCUCCUCCAGGGCAAACUCCUCAGCUCACGCCGAACACCUUAUCUAUGUGUGGAAAAGACCAAACUCCAGUCUAGUUCAUUGCUGUGUGCCCGUGUGCGUUCCAAGCCUUCGCCUGAGGACUACGGAUGGGUGUGGAGUGAAUGGAGCAAUGAAACCUGCUGGAAAACAGAUUUAAACACUGGGCAGAACGGUAGCACACUUGUGAUUUGGAAAUGUUUGGGAGCACUGUGUGCCCUGCUCCUCACUAUUCUUUCCAUCUCCACAUUAAGGUACUACAUGAAGACGAUGAAAGCUCAAAUACCAUCACCUGCCCCUUUUUUCCAGACUCUUUUUCAUCAGUAUGAUGGACAUCUAAAGGAUUGGAUCUCUGCUCAUCGUAGUUUUGUGCUUGAGGACAAAUUGACCACUGACAUUGUGAUUAUUGAGUUCAUUUCGAAGAAGCCAGAGGAGCUCCAGGACUUCCAAAGCACAUCAUAUCCCUUGGAUGUGGUCCGGAAUGACAGCUCUUAUGUGGGCAUAGCCGAUUUUGAGUCCCCAGCACUUUUAACUGCCCUGUGCCCAAACUCCAGCACAUCCUAUACCCAGUUUCCAGCUUUCUUGUGGGGAGAGUCCAGACCUGUUGAGGCAGAUGAGGCACUAAAGCCCUCUUUAUAG
Molecule: messenger RNA, 1180 nt
Organism: Boleophthalmus pectinirostris (great blue-spotted mudskipper)
Lineage: Eukaryota; Metazoa; Chordata; Actinopteri; Gobiiformes; Gobiidae
Product: interleukin-21 receptor-like
Exons: 8
Coding region: 56-1180 (374 amino acids)
Biological process (GO): immunoglobulin mediated immune response; cytokine-mediated signaling pathway
Cellular component (GO): membrane; external side of plasma membrane
Molecular function (GO): cytokine receptor activity; protein binding
Source: RefSeq, a predicted model, not a curated record